Propithecus coquereli (Coquerel's sifaka) is the source of this 1107-nucleotide messenger RNA. Its product is annotated as succinate dehydrogenase [ubiquinone] cytochrome b small subunit, mitochondrial. Gene Ontology annotation, cellular component: membrane; mitochondrial envelope. Gene Ontology annotation, molecular function: ubiquinone binding; heme binding. Bases 7 to 486 code for a protein of 159 amino acids. The record is from RefSeq and is a predicted model, not a curated record. The transcript has a single exon. Lineage: Eukaryota; Metazoa; Chordata; Mammalia; Primates; Indriidae. Gene Ontology annotation, biological process: mitochondrial electron transport, succinate to ubiquinone; tricarboxylic acid cycle.
AGCAAUAUGGCGGUUCUCUGGAGGCUGAAUGUCCUCUGCGGUGUCCAAGGAGGCAGAGCUGUAUUCCUCCGAACCCCAGUGGUCAGACCUGCUCAGGUCUCAGCAUUUCUCCAGGACCGACCUGCCCCAGGAUGGUGUGGAGCGCAGCACAUACACCUGUCACUGAUCCGCCAUUCUGAUUCCAAGGCUGCAUCUCUCCACUGGACUAGUGAGAGGGUUGUCAGUGUUAUGCUCCUGGGCCUGCUUCCAGCUGCUUAUUUGAAUCCUUGUUCUGCGAUGGACUACUCUCUGGCUGCAGCCAUUACUCUCCAUAGUCACUGGGGCCUUGGACAAGUUGUUACUGACUAUGUUCAUGGGGAUGCAUCGCAGAAAGCUGCGAAGGCAGGCCUUUUGGCACUUUCGGCUUUAACCUUUGCUGGGCUUUGUUAUUUCAACUAUCAUGAUGUGGGCAUCUGCAAAGCUGUUGCCAUGCUAUGGAAGCUCUGACCUUUUUGACUUAAUACCUUGAGAAUUGAUCGUGUGCCUCUUUGCCUCUGCUUUGUCAUGCCAUUCAACUCAUAAUAAGGAGGAAAUAGCAACAAAGUCCAUUGGUGAACAAAUAGUCACGUGGUUAUUUUCGAAAUUUAAUCUUUGAGGAAAGGGUUUGAGAGGUAUUGAUUGUGUACAAGAAAUUGUGAGACUGAGUUCCGUAUUCUGGUGAGUUAAUGGAGUUGUCUCUUAACUUCUCACAAGACUCACAGUAUAACUAAACAUUAUAUAUGAGCUUUUGCCUUUUAAUUAUCAUUCUCUUAAAGAGAAUUCAGCUUUAUUACUAUCAGUACAUGAACAAACUUCUAUAUUUGUUCUGGGAAUCGUGGACAAAGGGAAAGACAGUUAAUUCAUGAAUAAAGACUUUGCAGAAAAAAUAGAUAGUGUUUAAUUUUUGAAAACUUCCCUAUCUGUUCAGUUGAUACCAGCUCCUGAUGGUUACAUAUCCUAGGGAAACUUUAAAAUUAGGAAAUACUGAUAUCUCACAUUAUGAAUUUCUCAAUCCUAGGAAGAAAAGCUUGGAGAGCUUCUGAAUAUAGAGAAGUUCCAUUUAAGGACUAGGUCCCCCUGUAGAUGUAU